This is a messenger RNA of Leptopilina heterotoma, 1348 nucleotides long. Its product is annotated as collagen and calcium-binding EGF domain-containing protein 1-like. Gene Ontology annotation, molecular function: calcium ion binding. The coding region runs from base 20 to 1282 and encodes 420 amino acids. Lineage: Eukaryota; Metazoa; Arthropoda; Insecta; Hymenoptera; Figitidae. The record is from RefSeq and is a predicted model, not a curated record. The transcript has 6 exons.
UUCUAAAAUAUUCCGACCAAUGACGAGGAACAACAAAUUAAUAAUUUUAAUAAUAAUCUUUUUGAGUUUCUGGAUAAAGACAGCGAAUUUUGAAUCAAAAUUUCUAAAAGAAAAAGAAUAUUUUGUCAAUAAUUCUACUGAGACUACAACAACAUCUGAGACACAAUGUCCAUCAUCAAAUUUAAUUCGAACACGUUAUAAGUGUAAAAAUUUAAAAAACGAAUGGGUCGAUUGCACAAGGACAAAUUGUUGUCCAGGAUAUAAUUUCUUUGGUGGACAUUGCAUUCAAAAAGGACAAGAUCCUUGUUCUCUAAAUUUCUGCGAACAACGUUGCAGUCUCUUAUUUCAAAAAAUUAUUUGCACCUGCUGGUCCGGUUACAAGUUCAAUUCUGAGAGGCAAAAACGAGGGUUGAAGCCGGUGUGCGUCGACAUUGACGAAUGCGUCGAAAACAGUACAGAUUGCGAACAGCUUUGUAUUAAUGAACCAGGAGGUUUUUCCUGUGGUUGUAACGACGGUUUCAUUCUAAGCGUGGACAAUAAGACCUGCGAGAAGUUGAAGCAUUUUGAUCGAGAGAAACCGGAAAUAUCAGCAGCCAAUGAUGAAGCAGUUAAUGCAACAGCCGCCGCUACUCCUACUGCACCUAAUACUACUACUACUACUACUAGAUGCUACGCCAGCUGUGAUUCUCUCCUUCUUUUACAAAACAAGGUGAAACAAUUGCAGGAAAGAAUUUUAAGUCUGGAAACGGCAAUGAAACUUUCUAAUUUUUACUAUUCUGGUCAAGUAGCUGAUCCAAUUUUCGAGGAAACAAAAUCAAGGGAUCAAGCAUUUGGAAGUGAUUUAAAAUUCGUUGCCGAAGGUUAUGCCAGUGAAAAUGAAAAAUCCUAUCCAAUUCUCGACAGUUUUGUUCGAACCGACUCGGGUUAUUGCAAAUGUCAACGGGGACCAAUUGGUCCUCCAGGACCUCCGGGAACUAGAGGACAAAAAGGUGACGCUGGAGAAAAAGGAGCUAGAGGACAUAAAGCGUCAGCUGGAAACUUUGACUUUUUAUUGUUUUUGUUAGCCGACAUAAGACACGACAUUGUCCUUUUACAGGAAAAAGUUUUCACUGGAGAAAUACCUGCACCGAAAUUGGAUUUACAAGGGCUUUUACGAAAACAUAGACUCGGAAAGGAACGAAAUAAAAUUCAAAAGGAUGGCUCAUGGAGUUUGUCAAUUAAGGGUGUCAGUGAUGAAGAAAUUGAAGACGAAGCCUCCGGAUGGGAUCAGUAUGAAGAUUAAUUUUUUUUCACAUACCAUAUAUACGAUAAAAUUUUAUAAUUAUUAUUAAUAUCGAUUAUUUUCAAA